This is a messenger RNA of Thamnophis sirtalis, 790 nucleotides long. NCBI's taxonomy places the organism in Eukaryota, Metazoa, Chordata, Lepidosauria, Squamata, Natricidae. The record is from RefSeq and is a predicted model, not a curated record.
GGUCAUCAGCCACGCGUCCCCAACAAAAGCUGCCCACAAAAUCUACCUGACUGUUCGCAUAGAGGGAGAGCCCUGCAAGAUGGAAGUGGACAUUGGCUCUUCCAAAUCCCUUGUCUCGUGGGCUACUAUCAAGCGAAUAGUGCCCAGCCUUACUAAGGCUAAACUCAGGCAGUGCCCAAUUCGCCUCAGAGACUAUCAAGGGCAGCCAAUUCCCAUUGUGGGUUGCGACACAUUCAAUAUCGCCAGCCGUAAUUUCCAGGGGCCACUUCCCCUCAUCAUCAUGGAUGGCCAUUUGCCCAGCCUUCUGGGGCUGGACCGGUUCUCCGCAUUGGGGCUCAGCAUAUCUGGCGUCCCCGCCGUUGUUCCAGACUCCUUCGCCAUGCUGGCCAGCAAGUUCGUGGACGUAUUUGACAACAAACUUGGACAGCAUGGCAUACGACACGAACCCACAGCUCUGUUCCACCCGACCGGAAACGGCCUAGCAGAACAAACCGUCCAGUCGGCUAAGGAGGCAUUGGCCACCUGGGGCCAGAAAAUUGGCACAACAAACUGUCCCAAUAUCUCCUGGCGCAGCAUACAACCCCGUGCCUGGUUACCAACCAAAGUCCUGCAGAACGACUUAUGGGCCGGCAGCUCUGGACAGCUCUGGACCGGCUGCACCCUGGCUAUGCAGCAGAAAAAAGCCCCAUUGCAGGCAACACAACACGAGCCUUUAAUGUGGGAGACCUUGUCUACGCCCAAAACUAUGGGGCUAAACCAAGGUGGCUUCCUGGACAAAUUAUGCAACUAA